Molecule: messenger RNA, 487 nt
Organism: Drosophila montana
Lineage: Eukaryota; Metazoa; Arthropoda; Insecta; Diptera; Drosophilidae
Exons: 2
Coding region: 129-341 (70 amino acids)
Source: RefSeq, a predicted model, not a curated record
GUUAUGGCCGUGUAUGUGGUCCGGGUUACAGUACAUAUUGGAGCUAGCCGGGGGUUAGCUGUCAGCCCGAUCUAUUUGAUUGUCAUGGAAUAUAUCGUACUCAAACAGUACUAGUCCCAAAACGUGCAAUGGAGCCGGACUAUAAUGUCAUAUUGCUGCCAAUUAUAUCGGCCGUUAUGUUGUCCUACAAUCGACCCGUAAGCUUGGAUGAAAUCGCCGAUGGAGUCAUGUUAUUGCUCAGUUCGCAACGUGAAAAACACAGCACGUCCAUUCCCUCCAGUCUGGAGGGCACCUCCGAUUCCAGCUAUGCACGGAUUGUACCUGCCCGGAAGAGGAAAUGAAUAUUCUGUUGGAAUAACAACAAUAAACAAAACAUAUAUAUAAUUAAUUCACUAAUUUGAGUCUCUCGAGUAUUAUCUAAAAAGUAAAAACUUAUUCGGCCACUAAAUUGCAGGCAUAUAACAAAUAAAACAAUAAAACAAACAAA